Cornus florida is the source of this 2051-nucleotide messenger RNA. RefSeq lists its product as uncharacterized. The record is from RefSeq and is a predicted model, not a curated record. The transcript is spliced from 15 exons. The coding region runs from base 396 to 1616 and encodes 406 amino acids. Lineage: Eukaryota; Viridiplantae; Streptophyta; Magnoliopsida; Cornales; Cornaceae.
UCGGGCACUCAUUCUCUAUCUGAAACACUCUCUCUAAAACACUCUCUCUCUCUCUCUCUAACUUUCCCACUUUCGAACGGAAUAAAAUAUUUUUCAAUCUGUAAAGGAGACAGAGACCCACAGUGAGACACACUGUUUCAGCACUUUCUGUGUUUAUCUGCUCUCUCUCUCCCUCUGUGCUCCUUUCAUGGUGCGUUUGAGAGACUUUUUGUCUUUGAGGUUUGAACUUCGUCUUCUCUGUUUCUUUGCGCACACUCAAAGCGACGCCGUUUGACCGUUACACAAGUCUGCUUUAUUGCCUUCGUUCUCUGAACUUUCUUAUUCGUUGCUUUAUACGAAUACUUUCUCGCGAUUUAAAAGCCUUUUCUGUUUGGUUCUCUUGAAAGUUGUGGGGAAUGAAGACAAUCAAUUGUGUUUCUGUACUGUCAGACCCAAAGAGUAGAUCCUAUUUCUGCAGUCUCUUCAUUACAGUUUCUUUGAUAUGUGGUGCUUACAUCAUUGGGAGUGCAUUCCUGGCGAAUGAUUAUAAAAUAUCACUGAGAGUGGGCAUGAAUGCUGAUACAAGGCAUGGAGCAGAAUCAAAUAAUUGCAAGAAUCAAUGCAGGCCUUCUGGAAGCGAGGCAUUGCCCGCAGGAAUUGUUGUCAAAACUUCUAACUUGGAAAUGCGCCCUUUAUGGGGCCCCAUUGCCGAUAAAAACAAAUCAAAGCAUUCAGCGAGUCUGUUGGCUAUUGCAGCUGGAAUAAAGCAAAAAGAAAUAGUGAACCAAAUUGUUAAAAAGUUCCAUGAGAAUGAUUUUGUUGUGAUGCUUUUUCAUUAUGAUGGUGUUGUCAAUGAAUGGAGUGACUUGGAGUGGAGUGGGCGUGUCAUACAUGUCUCUGCCAUGAAUCAAACAAAAUGGUGGUUCGCCAAGCGUUUCUUGCAUCCAGAUAUAGUUGCUGAAUAUGAUUAUAUUUUUCUCUGGGAUGAGGAUCUUGGAGUCAGGAAUUUUCACCCAGGACGGUAUAUAUCUAUUGUUAAAGAAGAAGGACUUGAAAUAUCACAGCCUGCGCUUGAUCCAGUAAAAUCAGAGGUGCAUCAUCAAAUUACUGCACGGAUGAGGAGAUCAAGAGUGCACAGAAGGAUCUACAAGUCAAGAGGCAGCGCAAGGUGUGAUGCUAACAGCUCAGCACCUCCUUGCAUAGGUUGGGUAGAGAUGAUGGCACCUGUGUUCUCGAGAGCAGCCUGGCGAUGUGUGUGGUAUAUGAUCCAGAAUGAUUUGAUCCAUGCAUGGGGCCUUGAUAAGCAGCUUGGUUACUGUGCACAGGGUGAUCGGACAAAAAAGGUUGGCGUGGUUGACUCUGAAUAUAUAGUUCAUUUGGGUCUUCCCACUCUUGGUGCUUCAGAUGGAAACAAGUUGACUGAUGAAGCACCUGAUCAUUUUUCUCAAACAAAACACUUGCCAGAUUCAGAUGCAUCGGAAACUUCUAUUGUGCAUAAAGUUGAUAAUAGACCUGCAGUGAGGAGACAGUCCUUCAUCGAAAUGCAAAUUUUUAUGAAAAGAUGGAAUAAUGCGACGGAGGAGGAUAAAUGUUGGGUUGAUCCAUAUCAACAACCUGCAAAGCAAAAAAGCCAUUGAUGUAGUAUAUAAAUUACACUUUACAGGGCCUUGUCAAACUAAGCAGAGUCCCAGGAUGUGAUCUUACUACAUCCUGUGCCAUACUCAACCAUACAAACCUCAAAGAACUGAACAUACUUGCAAUUUUCCAGGGGAAGUGAUAAAUCUCAAAGUCUUGGAAGAGUUUCGGAUGCCAGAUGGUGCUGUGUAGAUAAAUGCUGAGCAGAUGUUUUUCCCUGGCUGGGAUGAUUUACUCAUCUUCCUUUCUUGUAAUCACAUCAUUUAUUCAUUGAAAAUAAUAGAAAUGAUGGUAUGCCUGGCAAAAUAAUUUCAGGCAACCCACUAUUUUUUUUUUUUUUUUAAUUUUUGGAGGGGUUGAUUUUUGAUCCUUAAAUUUUCAUUGUAAAUACUCUUUGGUUUAAAAUUAUUAUUUUGGUGAUGAUGCUCACAUUUCAA